This is a messenger RNA of Grammomys surdaster, 1541 nucleotides long. It is a transcript of the gene Sectm1, whose product is annotated as secreted and transmembrane 1. Bases 193 to 924 code for a protein of 243 amino acids. The transcript is spliced from 5 exons. Lineage: Eukaryota; Metazoa; Chordata; Mammalia; Rodentia; Muridae. Gene Ontology annotation, biological process: immune response. The record is from RefSeq and is a predicted model, not a curated record. Gene Ontology annotation, molecular function: cytokine activity.
GAGCAGAACAGGCUGAUUCAUCUGGUCUCUCACUCCAGGCUUUCAGUUUCCCACUGGCUCGGAGAAGUUCAGUUAUCCAGGGGCAGCAGUGGCGGUAACAUUGGAGAGCUUGCGGCAGACAGAACAGGGAGUGUUUCCAGACAGCUGGAGAGAACAACGGUUUCCUAAGGCCUCCCUCCUCACCAACUGGCCAUGCUGACCUUCCCUUUGGUGUCCACUAUCCCUACUCUCCAGCUGUUCAUCAUCCUGCUCCUGGUGGUUUCCCUGAAUGCUCACAAUAAAAGCUGGGACAGACCUAUCUGCACCGAGGGCAUCGUGUCUGUGCCUAGAGGCGAUCCUGCAGUGAUGACCUGUAACAUCUCUAACGCCUUCACCGACAUCACCAUCCAGCUGACUGCCCAUGGAAAGGAGGACAGGACCAUCUUCAAUAAAAAGCCCCAAGGAAACUUCUCUUGGAGUGGAUGGGAGCUCCACGUUCAAGGAGGGCAGGCACAGCUUGUGAUCAAAGACACCCAAGACGACCACACAGGGAUAUACUUGUGGCAGUUGCAUGGAUGCCAGAGAUAUUACAGAAACAUCACCCUGAAUAUCUCAGGUGAGAGCCUUCAAACGAGGACAAGGUCACAGACACGAGGCUCUUCACACCCGACCCAGGUAAAAAGGUUCUCAGUCUGUGGCCAGUGGAAGCUGAAGGGAGCUGCCUGCAGAGUUGAUUCCAGAGUGAGGCCACCAGCAUGGGCUUAUCAUGUUCUUAGCCCUUGGAGGCCUAUGGAACCCCAAAUACCAUGGAAUCAUUAUUACAUGCUUGACAGAGCAAAAGACUUUGUUCAGUUUGCUGAGCACAAAAGACCUUCCCCUGAGGAUAAUGGAACCCUUGGUUCUGUGCAGAGGAGGGGACAGUCACUCACUGAAGAAGGGCCUUGAAAGCUGGAAAACAGUUUAGGCAUCUUUUGGUCACAUGAACAAGAGUACAGCCUCAUGAUUAUGGUCUUCAGUCAUCUGAUCUGCUCCUCAACUCUUUCCCAAAUUGGGAAUUACCAAGCUGUACAGCUCUUACACUCAGCACGGGCUUCUUCUGCUAAACCUCUGAGAUCAGGGUCUCUCUACUACCCAAAGAUCUCCAGCAUAAGCCUGAUGGUGCACCAAAAUUUGCUUCAAGUAGAACUUGCAGACAUACCUGAUUUCUGACUCACAAUAGAAACACGUUUGGGAAACCCAGAUGUCAGGUUCCAAGGGCCAAAAUAGGGAGACAGAACUUUAAGAUGAAUCAUCUCCCCACUCCAGCCCCUGCAAGGCAGAGUGCUGUUAGGAACAGGGCUCUAUGGAAGGGUAUAGGUGUUGGUUGGCAGGUAUGGCUCUCCUGAGGAUCAGAGAGAGUCCUUGGGAUUCCCUGGGGGCCUCUCUUCAGCAGACCCCCCCCCCAGUCUGAACUCCCUGAUUCAUAUCCACUACCGACUGUUCUGAUCUUUUGUUCUUUCUUUUGUCCAAAUUACAAUGUGAUUUUCCCUUACAAUUAAAAAAUGAUUUUUUGGUAGAAAUUC